Messenger RNA from Penicillium macrosclerotiorum, 693 nucleotides. RefSeq names its product ankyrin repeat domain-containing protein. Gene Ontology annotation, molecular function: protein binding. The record is from RefSeq and is a predicted model, not a curated record. The coding region runs from base 1 to 693 and encodes 230 amino acids. Lineage: Eukaryota; Fungi; Ascomycota; Eurotiomycetes; Eurotiales; Aspergillaceae. The transcript is spliced from 6 exons. Gene Ontology annotation, cellular component: cytoplasm; nucleus.
AUGAAUCCAGAACAGAGCGCCAAAUUUCCUCUGCAUGAGGCUGCCCGUGAGGGCAAGACUGAAAUUGCGGAGUCGCUUCUCAACGCCAAUCCAAAGUCUGCUUUUGUUAAAGAUGAUGAUGAACGGCUCCCCAUCCAUUGGGCUGUGGCCUACAACCGGCUACCUAUUGUGGAGCUCCUGGUGGCCAGCAAGAAUUUCGACCCAGAUGUUGAGGAUGGAUCUGCUUGGACUCCGCUCAUGAUUGCUGCCAGUCUCAAGGAUGCCGGGGGCGAUCCGAUCAUCGACCUGCUUCUUCGCAAAGGCGCAGAUAACGCAUUGCACUUUGCCAGCUCAAAGUCUAAUAUUUCCACUGUUCGAACGCUCGUCGCUCAUAAAUGUAGCGCCCGGGUCAAAGAUGUUCGUGGCCAGCUGCCACUCCACCGAGCAGCGGCGGUCGGCUCUGUUCCUAUCCUGAAAAUCCUUCUCGAGGAGGGAAAGAGUCCUGUGAAUGCCACUGAUAAUGAUGGGCUCACCGCGUUGCAUCAUGCCAUCUCCGAAGGACAUGGCGAUGCUGCAAUCCUAUUGCUCAAAUCUGGAGCAGAAGCGGAAAAACGAGAUGCAGACGGCAGGCUGGCUAUCGAUUUGGUUCCGGAUGCCAAGGUCAAGCAGUACAUUCUGCAGACUGCGGAAAGGGAAGGAAUCGAGUUGCCAUGA